AUGGAGCCCAAGCCAGACCAAAGCCCUGACCCCUCUGCCCCAGGCGAUGAGAAACCCAAAGAUUUCGGUGUCGAGCCCUUGUGUUACAGUGAGCCCGCGACCGUGAACAGGCUUCUAGACACCCAAGUCUCUUCGAAAACCCUCGAAGAGGUCAUCCAAGAAGCAAAGCAGAAAUCCUCCAGCAUCUUCGCCAACUAUGAUACUCUGAAUGCCAUCCUGCAACGACAUGAGAGCAUCAUCCAAAGCCGCUGGGCCAAGAAGAAGCCGGCCCAGAGGGCUGCGAUUCUCGACAAGGCUUGGCCUGAUAUGGCCGAAGUUCACCGGCCAGACCUCAUCGCGUUCUACAAUAAGAAAAGGCCCUCGAAGGCAGCACAAGUCAAGGUUCACGUCGAUGGCUACAAAUGGCCACACAUCAACAAGGAAGAUUUGACCAAGCCAAGGCCACUGCUCCUGCUGCUAAAUGCUCGUGGUAGACACGAGCCAACCGAGUUCGCCGCCGCUGAUUUCGAAGCCAUGCAUCUGGGGCUGGCCACCCAACAGAUGAUGCCCAUCUUCCUCAACGAACAUGUCAUGAUCCUACACAAAAUUCCAGACCGAGAGAAGUACGGUACACUUCUUCCGUGGAAUGAACACAAAGACACGUUUGAAUGGAUGAGAACCAGAACCCAAUGUUUACCAGGAGAAGGCCUUUUGAUCCUUGAAGCCCAAGAGAGGCUAAUGGAAUUCCUCGUCAAGGUUUGCAAGCUCAUUCUUCACGAUAUUUCUGCUGAAGCGCUGGUUGGCGGAGACUCGGAUAUCCAGCCAGAGCCCCGUCUUAAGAAGAAUGCAGAAAUAGAUGGAUUCGAGUCACUCACUGCGAUGGCUGCUGAACGGCCAUAUCGCCUGCCCGCCGAAAUCAAUUUUGACCAGAUAGAGGCGCUUCUUGGAGCUGCCGAGUCCGCCGCAGAAGAUCAUUUCUGGUCCAUGCGGGUCGAUCCGGGUUACUUUGCUAUGAACAUUCGUGAUGCCAAGGAACACCGCAAGGAAAUCCUCAAGGAUAUAAUGGGUCAAACACACCCAACCCUCAAAGGGGCCCGCCAAGAUGUGUUCCUCUCUCGUCUGGUCGGAUUUAUCAUCACCAGUGCCAUCGAACAACUGGAAAUCUUUACCUGGCUUCGGAUGCAGGCUCAAACACUACGGUCGCUACACAAGAAAUACGAAAGCACGCUCUCUUCAGAUGAAGAUCUACCCGAUGACUUCCUCUCUGCCAUCUUGAGAUUCAGGCACUAUCUCGGGCAGGCAUCCAAGGGAUUGGGCGGCCUGUUACAGACGGCUUUUCCAUCAUCCCCCUAUGCUCGUAAAUACUUUGUUCGAAUGCCGCAGGGCAAUGAGAGUACCUCCAAAGACCAGGUCAUUUUGAAGCCCGAUGCACGCAUGAGCACUGUUGAGGGAGAUGUUACCUUUCUUCUCCAGACAAUCUGGAGCAAGGACAUGAAUCAAGAGCUUUCCUUGGUUGGCCUUCCCACCGUCAUGGACGAGCUCGAUCGCCUGAUUCAGUCCAACGCCGAAGCGAAGCACUUCAUCUCUCCAACAGUUUCAGGACUGCUUGGUGAUUUGUCCAUCAUCUGUCAAUGUCAUGACCAGAUAGACCAUUUCUUGCCUUGGGCAAGGGGCUUCGAGCUCAAGCAUUUCGAACAGCAGAGAGGGAUCAUGGCGGAAUUCACCAAGACUGUAGGCCCUCUGCAGGCUGUGGGGCGGAGCCUUGAUGAAAAGAAAAUCAUGCACGCGGCGAAAUUGUGCGAUCCGUCGGAGAGGAAGUUGGCGUAUCCAACCUCUGGUCGGCGAACCAAGGAAACUACCGAGACGAUGCGACGGGCAGAGGAGACUCUUGAAUUUUUCUGGGCCCAGAUUGAUAAGCUCAUCCAGAAAGAAUGUUCAGAGCUGGAGAGCCUUGCGUUUUGGAAUAUGCUCUCGCAGCCCCGUCCCAUCCAGAGGACCCCAGAAUGGGUUGACCCAAAGUCUACGCGGGCCGAAGCCUCGCAGGUGAACACUGUCGAUGCCACUGACAUGAUUUACAGACCAUUGUCUAAUAUCUUUCUUGGCCACCAAGACCAAGGACAGUACAAACAUUCGAGAGGGAAGGCCAAGCCUAAGAAAAAGGUCAAGACAAAAGGGCAGCCAACUGAGCAACAAGCCUCUGACGACACCGACACUCAAGAGGCAGCCCCCCAAGUGGUUGAUCUACCCCCAAUCCCCGUCGACGCACGCUCCCUGAAAGUUUUCAGAACGAUGUUCUACAAUCCCGCAGUCACAUCAACACCUGGAGUGAUGAUAUGGAAAGACUUCCUCCACGCUAUGACCUCUACCGGUUUGUUCUCAGUUGAGAAGCGAGGGGGGUCGUCAUGGCAGUUUCACCGGGUCGACGACGACCUCAAGAGGGUGCAAUUCCAUGAACCUCACCCAGAUCCAAAGUUACCAUUCGAGACGGCGCGACACUGGGGAAGGCUCCUGUAUCGGGCGUACGGCUGGGAGGGGAAGAUGUUUGUGCUGAAGGAGAAGAAGGGGAACAAGCCAUCGGAAGCUUUGGUCGCUGCCGAAGCAUCUUGA
Molecule: messenger RNA, 2586 nt
Organism: Clonostachys rhizophaga
Lineage: Eukaryota; Fungi; Ascomycota; Sordariomycetes; Hypocreales; Bionectriaceae
Source: the annotation of a GenBank genome assembly